Molecule: messenger RNA, 2141 nt
Organism: Drosophila pseudoobscura
Lineage: Eukaryota; Metazoa; Arthropoda; Insecta; Diptera; Drosophilidae
Product: glomulin
Exons: 1
Coding region: 127-2067 (646 amino acids)
Cellular component (GO): cytoplasm
Molecular function (GO): ubiquitin-protein transferase inhibitor activity
Source: RefSeq, a predicted model, not a curated record
GUGUGAGGGGGCGAAUGUCGAAUGCCAAUGCCGCCGGGUCAUAGUUUUUUAGAGAUUUGUGUAGUAAAAUUUGUCAGUAUUCCUCUAAAAAAAAUUGUGUGAACUUUGUGAAAAUUAAACGUGGACAUGGAGCCGGCUAUCGAGGCAAAUGCCGCGGCAGCUAACCUGCUGAGGCUUAUCAAGCAGCUUCUGCUAGAGAAGGCAUACGACGGCGUCAGAAUGCUCUUCCAGAGCCCGAACGAGGCGUCCAGGAACAUACAGCACAUGCCGCUCAUCGCCAUGGACAUAUACAACGAUAUUUGCGUGGUCAACCUGGUGGACGAGGUGAACAGCCGGGAGCCGGAGCUCUUCGAUUGCGCCAACGAGCUGCUGAAACUGCUCGCCGAGCACGCCCCGGUGCAGGAGAUGAUGAUGGAGCUAAUGGAGAAGAUCGAGGAGAGCAGAAGCCACGCGGUCUUCGCGGCAUACCUGCGCGCUUUGCAGGUAAUCCUUGUGCGCCAGGGCCAGGACAAGCCGCAGGCGGUGAUGUGGUGUCUGCAGAGCGUGUUCACGCGCCUGAAGGAUUUGCCGCUGCCGGAAUAUCUGAGCGAGGGCUACGACGAGGCUGCGGGCCGGCUCGUGGAGCAGGAUAAGCAGGUGGAGGAUCUACUGGCCCACUACAUCACCGUCGGCCUGUUCGAGGCUCCACUGCUCGUGGACAUUCUUCAGCGGGACCCCCGUCCCGACCCCCACAUCUUCCGACACUCCACUAUGUCACGCCGCAACGCUCUCACCUGCUUCUUAGUGCAGCUUCUGGGCAAGCCACUGGCCCUUCUCGAGAUGAGCUACGUGAAGGACGACCUGACCCACACCUACGUCCAUCAGGUGGUAAAGAACCUCACCCAGGAGGUCACCAAGUCCAUGGGCGGCGACCCCUUCUAUCUGCUUGCCCUGGUGGAGAAGCGCGCCCGCUGGGAGCGCAAACUGAACGCCGCAAAAGGCGUCUACGAGAUGACUGGCCAGAACGUGUUCCUCAUCGAGGAUAUGAUGCCCCUGCAUGCCCUGGCCAUGUACUACCACGCCCUUUUCGUGCGCGACUUGUUGCCGCCAACAACACCCAAGAUUUAUUCGCCGCUCUUCCUGUUCGAGUCGAGCCUCUAUCUGGUGGUUGAGCUGCUUCGGCAGCCGGAGCCACCGCUGCAGCACUGCGGCCUGCGCCUCCUCGAGCACGUGCUGAUCAAUCGCGGCGGCGCAUCGGUGCCCCAUUUCUCGCUGCAGCUGGACGUCCAUAAGCGAUUCUGCGAUGAGCUCUGCAAGAUUGUCGGCUACUCGCCGCAGGUGGGAUUGCGUCAGCUGGGACUGCACGUGCUCCGGCAUUACAUACUGGCGUUCGAUGACCAGGGAAAGUGCCUGAUCCUUAAGAACCUGCUGGAGACGCUACAGCACGACGGCCUGAUGGGCUACCUAAGUGCCAUGUUCAAGGACCUAGUGGACAAGGCCCUGAUGGCCCACAUAAGGAGCGGCGUCGCGAUGCCAUCCGAAUUCCGCGGCAAGCAUUUCAGGGAAAUGCUGAUGCUGUGCGUCUGCGUGCUGCCCAACGACGUUAAGUCGGAUUUGCUGCUGCACUCCGAUCGGAUCUGCAACGCCAUCAACAUCUUGCGGUACUUUGCCUUGAGCGACAGGCGCAACGUCACCGGAUUCUGGGACAUUCUGCCAGAGAUCGAAAAGCGUCUGCUGGUGCCCCUGGGCACGGCCCUGGACUUCUCGAUGGCCCACUACAAGGCGUACAAGGAGCGCGUGGAGAACGGCCAGAGUGCCUCGGACGACGCUCUCAUGAAGAAGCAGCUGCAAAUGCUGGCCGUAAACAUCACCAACAGCGGCAUUGCCGGCGAAGGCGACAGCAGUCUGCCCGACAUCGGACGCCAGGAGAAGCUCGACGUGCUAACCAGCUCUAUCACCAGCCUGGAAUGGCUCCUGUCGAUUUAUGUGCGCGCCAACGAGGUAAUCGAGCAGACCGCCCGCCAGCGCAAACUCCUCCAAGACGCGGGCCCAGUCCCGACCCCGGCCCCAGCCACAGAACCCGUUUAGGCUCUUAACUUUAUACAUUUGUGUCCAUAACGAAAGCGAAAUGAUAGCGUAAACUAAUUGUAUGUGUAAACAGA